AAGCGGUUCGUAAUUUGGAUUCGAUUUGUUCUCUCUGUUCUUCUUCGAUUUCGAGACGAUGGUUAUGGCUAAGCUUCUCAGUCUGCUACUACUUUUCUCCGUCUUCUUCCUCCAUUCAAAUGCCGGAGAAGAAGAAGCUUUCGACGUUCGCCAACACCUCUCUACUGUGUCCAGAUACGGCGUCGUUAAAGACGUCGCUGACAAUUCAUUUGUAGCAUCUGAAAUUCCAGAUGGAUGCACUCCCAUUCACUUGAAUCUUGUGGCAAGGCAUGGAACUCGGUCUCCUACGAAGAAACGGAUGAAGGAGAUGGACAACCUGGCACCUCGUCUGGCUUCGUUAGUGAAGGAAGCUGAAGAACAGAAACAGCCUUUGCAAAACCUUCCCGCUUGGUUAAGGGAAUGGGAAUCGCCUUGGAAAGGAAAACAGAAUGGUGGACAAUUGACUGUCCAGGGAGAGGAAGAGCUCUAUGAAUUAGGAAUUAGGACUAGAGAAAGAUUCCCGCAUUUGUUUGAUGAGGAUUACCAUCCAAAUGUGUAUGCCAUCAAGUCAUCUCAAAUCCCUCGGGCAUCAGCCAGUGCUGUGGCAUUUGGCAUGGGGUUGUUCAGUGGCAAAGGAAAUCUUGGUCCAGGCAGACAUCAAGCUUUUGCUGUAACCAGUGAAAGCCGUGCGAGUGAUAUAGUGUUGAGGUUCCAUGAUUGUUGCGAUAACUACAAGGACUAUCGGAAAAGUCAGGAGCCAUCUGUUACUAAGCUUAAGGAACCAGUCUUUGACGAAAUUACUUCUGCAUUAAAAAGGCGCUACAAGUUGAACUUUUCAAGGCAGGACACAUCAUCACUCUGGUUUCUUUGCAAACAGGAGGCGUCCUUGUUGAAUGUAACCGAUCAAGCUUGUGCGCUUUUCAGCCCCUCUGAGGUUGCUUUGCUGGAAUGGACAGAUGAUUUGGAGGCCUUUAUAUUGAAGGGGUAUGGUAAAGCUUUGAACUAUAGAAUGGGGGUUCCCUUGCUUAAAGAUGUUGUGCAAUCUAUGGAUCAGGCUAUUGAGGCCCACGAAGAAAAACAUGAUCCUGGCACUUAUGAAAAGGCAAGGCUGAGGUUUGCACACGCAGAAACUGUGGUUCCAUUUUCAUGCUUGCUCGGGCUUUUUCUUGAAGGAUCUGAAUUUCAACAAAUACAGAGGGAACAGCCCUUGGAACACCCUCCAAAGCCUCCCCAGAAAAGAAAUUGGAAGUGCAGCAAUAUGGCACCUUUUGGUGGGAAUAACAUGCUUGUACUGUACAGCUGUCCAGCCAACAGUUCAAGCAAGUACUUUGUGCAAGUGUUGCACAAUGAGCAACCCAUUCCUGUGCCUGGUUGUGAUGGUUCUGACCUUUGCCCACUUGAUGAUUUUAAGGAAAAAGUAGUUGCUCCUCAUUUGAAGCAUGACUACAAUGCAGUAUGCAAUACAAAAGGAGGACAGCAGGAGCAAAAGCCUGCAACCAGUAAGUUAUCUCAACUGUUCCGUUGGCUUUUCUCAAACAGGAUUGUUCCUACCCACGAUGAAUUUUAGUUUCUUUCAAGUGAGGUUGGGAAAUUUCUGGCACUCCUUUUCUCUGCUGUAACUCUGGCUUUAUCAGCUCUCAUUAGCAGCCAUCUUCUAGUAGACUUAAUGUUUUGUGGAAACUGUUUCUAAUACCGAAACAACUCGUCUUUUUUCCCGAUACAGAAGUCUCUGCAUUUUGAAUUAACUCAGCUGGCGAUAGGGUUGACAGUUUUGUAUAGCUUUGCUCCUAACACAACAGCUUAACUGCCUUGCUGUUCUAACGUGUUCUUGGAGAGAUGGAUACCACGCAAAUUUCCUAGUUUGAAUGUAGAUACGCUUGUUUGUAUGUUCCCAAAAACGAAUACCCAGGUCUCAAUGAAUAAUUUGCCAUC
Messenger RNA from Fragaria vesca subsp. vesca, 1911 nucleotides. Its product is annotated as multiple inositol polyphosphate phosphatase 1-like. The transcript is spliced from 11 exons. Gene Ontology annotation, molecular function: inositol phosphate phosphatase activity; acid phosphatase activity. NCBI's taxonomy places the organism in Eukaryota, Viridiplantae, Streptophyta, Magnoliopsida, Rosales, Rosaceae. Bases 59 to 1546 code for a protein of 495 amino acids. The record is from RefSeq and is a predicted model, not a curated record.